AUGCGUCGAAGAUUGAGGAAGAAAAAACCUUCUGCGGACAGGGAUUCUUCAUCUUUUGAAAUUGAAACGCCAGAUUUCUUCAGGCACUCUUUGAGUUCAGAAAGCUUUUCGUCACCUAAGUUUACGGAUUUCGCAGAACAUAACAUAUGGCUAGAAACUCAGCUAAAUAUUUUUCAUUCUGAUUGGACUCGAGAUGUUAAUAUCAGAAAUCAGUCACCUGUAAUAAAUUCAAAAUUUUUAGAAGAUGUCAGAGUUUACGUCGAUGUAAAAUUGAAGGCGGUACAUGUCUUACGCCGCAUGUUGCGUGAUAUGGGAGCGACUGUUUGUUUGAGGUUUGUCAUCAAAAAAAUCUUAUUUAACGUAUAACU
Messenger RNA from Thelazia callipaeda (thelaziosis nematode), 368 nucleotides. Lineage: Eukaryota; Metazoa; Nematoda; Chromadorea; Rhabditida; Thelaziidae. The record is from the annotation of a GenBank genome assembly.